AUGCCGAUUGAGAAAUACGACGGAUCAUCUGACCUCGAGGAACAUUUGAACGUCUUCUUGACUCAGGCGACCCUCUCCACUCAGGACGACUCAGCUUUGUGCCGAAUAUUUCCCACAUCGCUGAAGGGAAGAGCAUUGAGCUGGUUCACGAGGUUGCCGAGCGCCUCCAUAGACUCGUUUAGCGAGUUGUCGUCCCAGUUCGCCCUACAAUUCGCAACGAGCAAGCCGUACAAGACGACCUCUUUAGCCUCGGCGGGGAUCCGUCAAGAGAAGAAGGAAAACCUAAGAAGCUUCAUGGACAGAUUUAACAAGAUUGCGAUGGAGAUUGGAGAUCUUAAUCCCGCCGUGGCAUUGGAUCGGCUAAGCACGGCCCUCAGGCCGGGACCAUUUGUGAACAGCUUGUGUAAGAAGCCCCCAGUUGAUAUGAACGACCUCCGGUGCCGAGCAGAGAAGUACAUGCAAAUGGAAGAACUUGCGAAGACCCGGAACCAGGCCAGGGUCGAAGAAAAUUUUAACCAGAAAGAAUCUGGCCGAGAGCAGGUGAAAAAGGUGCACGUCGAGCCCUCGAAUACUCGCCCCCCAAAAGGACCUCGCUACGCGGCAUACACUCCCCUCAAUGCGAGUAGAGCCAAAGUGAUGGAGCAGGCCCUCGCAUCAGAAAUCCUUGCAAUGUCGAAAAGGGCGAACACACCCCUAGAGCCGACAAAGCCAAGGCGUGCCGAUUUCACCGAAACAGGGGGCACUCCACCGAAGAAUGCUCUGCCCUGA
This is a messenger RNA of Cajanus cajan (pigeon pea), 768 nucleotides long. NCBI's taxonomy places the organism in Eukaryota, Viridiplantae, Streptophyta, Magnoliopsida, Fabales, Fabaceae. The record is from RefSeq and is a predicted model, not a curated record.